AUGACUGCUUCCACUUCCACUCCCUCCAAGAUUCCCUCUUCGAGCAAGUCUUCGCUUUCAAAAGUCACGAAGCAGAAGAGGAACGAGCGAGAGCGAAAGAGAGUUGAUCAGGUACACACUUCCCCAUUUCCCCCUUUCUUUUGAUGAUUCCAAUAUUGCUCUCAGGUCAACCAGUGGUUCCUUCUUCUGCAAGAAAGAGUUCCGAAAACGUCAGGGAAGAAGUCCAAACUGUCAAAGGUAACACUUUCAUCUCUCCAUCUUUCGCAUUUAUUCCAUGUUUCUUCCAGGUCGAAACCCUCAGAGAAGCCACCCGCUACAUUGCCGAACUCACGAAGCAGCUCGGAAUGUCUCCUUCCGCGAUGCCGGCCGACUUUCCGACUCCCCAACUGUCUCCAGACUACCCCCAAUCGCUGUGCUCGAUGGCUCCGCAGACUCCUUCUCCCAGCUACGUUUCCCAUAUUAUCCGGCUCCGCAGCAGAUGA
Molecule: messenger RNA, 482 nt
Organism: Caenorhabditis sp. 36 PRJEB53466
Lineage: Eukaryota; Metazoa; Nematoda; Chromadorea; Rhabditida; Rhabditidae
Source: the annotation of a GenBank genome assembly